Naegleria gruberi is the source of this 2487-nucleotide messenger RNA. RefSeq lists its product as uncharacterized. The transcript has a single exon. Gene Ontology annotation, molecular function: protein kinase activity; ubiquitin-protein transferase activity; ATP binding. Gene Ontology annotation, biological process: protein phosphorylation. Bases 1 to 2487 code for a protein of 828 amino acids. Lineage: Eukaryota; Heterolobosea; Eutetramitea; Acrasida; Naegleriidae. The record is from RefSeq and is a predicted model, not a curated record.
AUGGAAGCAAGUCGUAUUACAGUUGUUGAACCAGUUGUGAGAAUUCCAAAAUCAGCUCAAACUAUUCAUUUGCUCAAAAAAGAAUUAAAUAGAAUCGAAAAACAAAUCUCUGAAAUGUCCGCUUGUGAAAAGAGUGUUGAAUUUAAAGAGUUGUAUCUACUUACUGAAGAGAGAGAUAGAAUUAGAGACGAAAUAAUUACAAACUAUUCUGGAAAAUUAAGUGAAUUUGAUAAGGACAACAAGGAAUUGUUGGAACAAGUUGAGAGAAUGGAAGAUAACAUUAGAGAAAAUGCAACAAAUCUUGAAUGUUUUCAAAAUAUUAACAAGUUGAAAUUGAAAAAGAAAGAUCUUUUAAAAUCACUUGCCUUAAUUAAGGACGACAUUGAUGAAAUUGAUUUGGAAAAGGACGAAAUUGGACUUCAAAUUAAAAAGCUUAGAAAAAACAAAAUUGGAACAAACAAUGAAGAUAUUGAAAGAUUGGAGAAGAAACUUUCUGAAAUGGGAAAAAAGAUUUCCGAAUUGAAUGAACAAAAAACAGAAAUUGAACAGAAUUUAAUGGAAUUGAUUUCAACAUUCCCAGAAAUAAUUGUAGAAAUGAAACAACCACUAACAGCAGAUGGUGUUGUUAUUUCAACAAGCAACACACCUGAAGAAAAAUUCAGAAUAUUUGCACUUCAAAACUCAAUAUUUCUUUUUAAUACUCAAUUUUCAAAUUAUACAAUCAUGGGAACAGUUCAUAGUGGAUUAUCAGUUGUCUACAAAUCAAGCAAGUCAAACAAUCAAGUGGUUAUUCUUAAAGAAAUUUCACUUUCUCAAUCAACAGACAAUAAUUGUGAUGCUAUUAUGAAUGAAAUUAUGAAUAUUGUAAGAUUGAAAGUACAUUCAAGAAUUAUCAAAUUGAAUGGUGUGUUCAUCGAACCUAAUUUUAAUAAGAUUUAUAUUGAAACGCCAUAUUAUUCAAAUGGAAAUUUAUUGGAAUAUGUCAACAAGAUUAAACCUCAACACGACACUAAAACUUUGAAAAUCAUGUUGAGAAGUUUAUUUAGAAAAAUCACGGAAACACUUCAAUUUAUUCAUUCCAAAGAUAUUCUUCACAGAGAUUUAAAACCUCAAAAUAUUUUGGUGAAUGAAAAUGGAGAUUAUUUCACAAAUGAAAAUCCAAUUACUGUCGAAUUACUUUCUACAUCAAAUCAAAAACUAGAUAGCUCCGAAAAGUUAUCAUUGUGGCAGGCAAGAUUGAAAAAACUCAAACAACUUGCGUUAGCCCGAAGAGAAGGUUAUUUAGUUUCACCUAGCAACGAAAUUAGAUUUGACAUAGACAGAGAAAAUUUAUUGACAGAUACUUCUUUAACUGUUGAAAAAGUCAUGACUAAAGAUAACAACUAUUCAAUAUUUUACAAAACAUUUGUAAAAUUUAAGGAAGAGAAAGGGAUAGACGUAGGAGGUUUGUCAAAUGAACUCUAUUCCAAAUAUACUGAAUCCAUGUUAAUGGAAAGCAAACAUUUUCAAAAGAGUGAAACAUCUUCCAACGAAAAUUUCAUUCUAACUGAUGAACCACUCACAGAUGAAUCAAGAAUUCAGUUAAAGGCCUUUGGAUGGUUAUUGAAAAAGUUAUUAAUUGACUGUGACGACAAGACAGUUUAUCUUCCAUUGAAUAGUUUUAUAUUCUAUUAUUUAUUGAAUGGUGAUAUAAUUUAUAAGAAACAAGCACUACACAUCAAUGACAUGAUCUUGACACUUUCAAAAUUCUUGAGAGAAUAUGAUUUUGAAUUAGAUAAUCAAAUUAUGAAUCUGAGAAAAUGUAAGAAUGAUAAGGAAUUACAAUCUAUUGCAUAUGAAGAAACGUUCACAGAUGUUUUAUCAAAGACUGAGAAACCACUUAUUAUGGACAAUAUCCAUCUCUAUAUCAUUUCUCAAUUACAUCCAUACUUUUACAGUGCUAUAAGAAUGGAAAAAUUGAAAUUAAUCAAAGAAGGAUUUGAUUGGUUCAAUUUGAAACAAUUCAAAACUCAAUUGAUUUGUAGUUUUAGUAUUUCAACUGAAUCUGAAUUGAGAGAAUUUUUCCACCUUCAAGGACCAAACUUUGUUGAACAAGAUUUGAGUGUGAAUGAAUUGAAAAUUCUCCUAUCAGGUCAAUCAUAUAUUGAUGAUGAUUUAUUGUUAAAUGAAAUUAAUUUCUAUUUUGUUUCGGAAACUAUGAAAGAUUUCCUCACUAAAUGUAUAAGAAAAUUAACAAAUAGUCAAUUGAGACAAUUACUUGUUUGGAUGACAGCACUUUCAAGCAUUCCGAUUAGAGGUUUUUCAAGAAAGAUCUCAAUUCGUGAGCAAAAAAGAUUUGAAGCCCAUACAUGUUCUUUCUCAUUUGAUAUUCCUUCACAAAUAACCACUUAUGAAGAAUUUGAAACACUAUUCAUGAAUUGUUUGAGAUUGUCAUCUGUUGCAACAAUGGAAGAUUUCAAUGAUACGGAGAACACUUUGGAGAAUUAA